Molecule: messenger RNA, 957 nt
Organism: Postia placenta MAD-698-R-SB12
Lineage: Eukaryota; Fungi; Basidiomycota; Agaricomycetes; Polyporales; Adustoporiaceae
Exons: 4
Coding region: 1-957 (318 amino acids)
Biological process (GO): U4 snRNA 3'-end processing; nuclear mRNA surveillance; rRNA catabolic process
Cellular component (GO): nucleolus; nuclear exosome (RNase complex); cytoplasmic exosome (RNase complex)
Source: RefSeq, a predicted model, not a curated record
AUGUCUGGAGGAGACGACAUGGCGGUAUGGAUGCAGGCAAGAGCGAACGAGAGGGCCUCUGGGCUCCAUCGGGGCGAUAAGACAAGUCGGACUAUUACCUCCUUUAGCCACCCACUCAGUGCUGCCCUGUCCGCGCCCCGAAAAUCCAACCCAUGGGUCGAAAUUCUCAACGACGGCGGCUACCGCUCGGACGGGCGGCGGCAGUACGAGCUGCGGGACAUCUCCAUCGACCUCGCUCAGCAGGGCACCGCGGACGGCUCUGCGGUCCUCACGCACGGCCUCACGCAGGUGCUCGUGACCGUCUUCGGCCCGCGGGAGGCGAAGAUGCGGUCGCAGACCCUCCACGACCGCGCGGUGCUCAACGUCGAGGUGAACGUGCUGCCCUUCAGCACCGGGGAGCGGCGCAGACGCGCGCGCGCGGACCGGCGCAUGCUUGAGCUCGCCGCGACGAUCAAGACGACGUUCGAGCCCGUGGUGCAGACGGGCCUCUACCCGCGCUCGGAGAUCGACGUGUUCGUGCACGUCCUGCAGCAAGACGGCGGCCUGCUCCAGACCUGCAUCAACGCGACGACGCUCGCGCUGGCCACGGCCGGCAUCCCGCUGCUGGACUUUGUCUGCGCCGUUAGCGGGGGCGUGCACGCGACCUCGCCCAUGCUGGACCUGACGACCCUGGAAGAGAACGACCUCCCGCAUGUCACGGUCGCUGUCAUGCCCAGGACUAACAAGGUCACUCUCGUAACACUCGAGACGCGCCUGCACGUCGACAGAUUCGGGGAGAUUUUCAAGCUUGCGUGUGAAGCUGGGCAGACCAUCCACAAAGAAAUGAGACGGGCGGUGAAAAGCCGAACCAGUGCGCUCAUUACUGCUAUGGGCGGAGGCCUUGGACACGGUCCCGGAGCUGAUGUACUAGAACGGGACAUCGUUAUGGAUGAUGUGCAUACCAAUGAUGAUUUUUGA